Saccostrea echinata is the source of this 1047-nucleotide messenger RNA. RefSeq names its product carbohydrate sulfotransferase 10-like. Gene Ontology annotation, molecular function: sulfotransferase activity. The transcript has a single exon. The record is from RefSeq and is a predicted model, not a curated record. Gene Ontology annotation, biological process: carbohydrate biosynthetic process. NCBI's taxonomy places the organism in Eukaryota, Metazoa, Mollusca, Bivalvia, Ostreida, Ostreidae. The coding region runs from base 1 to 1047 and encodes 348 amino acids. Gene Ontology annotation, cellular component: membrane.
AUGGAAACAAAAAGGAUGGAAAAAUGUAUUGUGCAAAAAUAUAGUCGAACGAUUUGGCAAAGGAUUUCUCACUUGCGACAUCGGUGCAGUCUUUUAAAUCAGUCCCAAACUUGGAUAGAUACAAUACAGCUCUACCAUUGGAAAAAUAUAAAUUAUUGCAAGGUUCCAAAAUGUGGAAGUACGUUUUGGAUGCAGGUAUUCUUGGUUCUGAACAAACUAAAAAAUGUCACGGAGAUUUUUGGCGAAAAGCGAUCUUCACAACAUAUCAUUCCAAUGACUCAGAUUUCAACCUGGAACAGUUUAUCUGGUUCUGACGUUAUAUUUCACGUGACAAGGAAUCCAUACUCACGUUUAUAUUCGGCAUACAUCGACAAAAUAUUUCUUCCAGGAUUUUCAAAAUUAGCCAGCGAUAUUAAUAAAAUGAAUGGAAAAUCUUGCAACAAGUCCGUCAGCUUUGAGGAGUUUUUGAAAUUCAUCCUGGCUGAUUUUCUUUACGAAUCGCACUGGCAACCCAUAUCAUCUAUGUGUGCAUCAUGCUCUGUGCCUUACAACGUCAUUAGUAAGCAAGAAACAUUCAACACAGAUGUCCAUUUCAUCCUCGAUCAAUUAAACAUAUCCAACCUUUUAAAGCAAGAGUUUUUGAAAAAUAUAGUGAAAAAACGCACGGAAAAUUCAGUUAGAGAGAUCACCAAAGUCAUGAUAGAAUUAGCUAAAAUCGCCCCGUGUUUAACAUAUUUACAGUUUAGUAAAAGAUUAUGGAAAUCUUUUCAAAUUCAAGGAUACAUAUCCGAUUCAGUAUCUUUUCCGGUGAGGAAGUUCAAGUCUCUUAACUUUGAUAAUGUUGAAGGCACUGUGCGGGCAUAUUUAGAAGGUAGUAAGAAAGAUAUUUUGCAGGAAACGAAGAAGAAAGUCCAACGACAGCGAUAUCUGGCGAGAGCAUUUUCAACACUCAAAUCGAGAACGAUUCAGAACAUUCAAAAGGCAUACAAAAAUGACUUCGAUUUAUUCGGUUACUCGUACGAUUUACCAAAGGAACAUUUGACAUAA